Pygocentrus nattereri (red-bellied piranha) is the source of this 1962-nucleotide messenger RNA. It is a transcript of the gene bud13, whose product is annotated as BUD13 homolog. Gene Ontology annotation, biological process: mRNA splicing, via spliceosome. The transcript is spliced from 11 exons. NCBI's taxonomy places the organism in Eukaryota, Metazoa, Chordata, Actinopteri, Characiformes, Serrasalmidae. Bases 25 to 1704 code for a protein of 559 amino acids. Gene Ontology annotation, cellular component: U2-type spliceosomal complex; RES complex. Gene Ontology annotation, molecular function: RNA binding. The record is from RefSeq and is a predicted model, not a curated record.
UCAGUGACGUUUCAUAUAAACAAGAUGGCUGCUUCCACAAGUCCGAGCAGAAGCGCUGCUCUUUCGAAGGCGGAUUAUUUAAAGCGCUAUCUGUCGAACGACGACGAUGGCAAGAAGUCAAGAGAAAAGAAAGUCAGGAAAAAGCGUCUUAAGACCACCGGGGGAGGGAUGAAGAUUGUUGAUGAUGAUAUUGACUGGAGGCAACUGGCUGCAAAGAGCGAAGAGAAGGAGAACGAGGAUGAGGAUGAGGAAGAGGCGCCUGUGAUUGCAGAGAUAAUAGAUGAACGUCCAGACGAAGUCAAACAGCUAGAAGUGUUUAGAAACAGUAACAAGUGGAAAAUAAUGGGAGCCACAAAUGAAGAACCCCAGGAAUCUCCAGUCUCACCUUCAGUGACCAGUUCAGACAUCAAAAGGAACAGAAGAGCUCGACAUGAUUCUCCUGACAGUUCUUCAGUACGGAGAGUUCGCCAUGACUCCCCUGAUCUUUCACCCAAGAGGAGAGUUCGUCAUGACUCCCCUGAUCUUUCACCCAAGAGGAGAGUUCGCCAUGACUCCCCUGAUCUUUCACCCAAGAAGAGAGUUCGCCAUGACUCCCCUGAUCUUUCACCCAAGAGGAGAGUUCGCCAUGACUCCCCUGAUCUUUCACCCAAGAGGAGAGUUCGCCAUGACUCCCCUGAUCUUUCACCCAAGAGGAGAGUCCGGCACGAUUCUCCAGAUCUUUCCCCUCAUAGACUCAAAGCAGAGACCAAACACAGGGGACAUCACUCUUUAUCACCUUCUCCUCCACAAAAGAAUGAGAAGAGCUCAGCUUCUAAAUCACAAAAACAACAUGCUAAAGAUUCCUCGCAGAAAGAAAAGUCAAAAUCCUCUUCAGGUAGACGUCUACCAGACUCUGAUCUGUCGCCACCUCGGAGACGCCCUAAUGCCAGACAGGACUCGGACUCUGAUCUGUCUCCUCCUCGGAAAAGAGCACAGAGGGAUAGAGGGUCUGAUUCUGACCUUUCACCACCCAGGAAGAGGCCCCAGGGUGGUCAUGGGUCAGAUUCUGACCUCUCUCCACCUCGCAGGACAGGCUCUCCUCUUCCACAGGGUCCUUGUAUGUUGUCUGGUGGAGCUGCUGGACUGGUCUCUGUGGAAACCCUGCGUAAAGAGCAGGAAGAAAUCAAAAGAAAAGAAAAACAAAACAAGCCCCUAGAAGAGGAGUCCCGUCAUGCACAGACUGUGUUCAGAGAUAAGACGGGAAAGAAACGAGACUUGGAGUCUGAGCGUGCGGAGCAGAGCAGGAAAGCUGGGGAGAAAGCUGAGAAGGAUGAGAAAUAUGCACAAUGGGGCAAAGGACUGGCGCAGAGUCAGAUACAGGAGCAGAACGUGGCUGAUGCAAUACGAGAGGCUCAGAAGCCCCUGGCACGUCACAUUGAUGAUGAAGACCUAGAUCGAAUGCUGAGGGAGCAGGAGAGAGAGGGAGAUCCCAUGGCUGCUCUAUUACGCAAGAAGAAGGAUAAGAACUCUAAAAGUAAAGGAGUUAAAGAGAGACCUCUUUACAGUGGUCCCCCACCACCCCCAAAUCGUUUCAACAUCAUGCCAGGAUAUCGCUGGGAUGGAGUUGACAGGUCCAAUGGAUUUGAGCAGAAGCGCUAUAGCAGGAUUGCAAGUAAGAAAGCUGUGCAAGAGGAAGCAUACAAAUGGAGUGUGGAGGACAUGUAGACAUCAGGACCCCAAGCAUCCCUAUGUACUGUAUCAUUCCGUCUCACCAGCACCGCUCCUGUCAUUUUAAAGGCUGCUCCCAUCUGAAUAAACAGUCAGAUGGAAAUGUUAUGUUAAUAUCAACUAGCAUGGUAAAACAAAUAAAAACAAAAGUUAAAAAAAAAAAAGAAAAGAUUUUCUGACUUUUAGCGGUUGAGCGAUUGUACAGGAGUAUCAAGUUUACCUUGAGAUUUAUUAAAUGUUAUGUUUCUUAAAGUA